AUCCAAUCAUUCAUGAAUCUCGAAUAACUUUGCAGUUUUUGACGAUCAGAUCAAAUCCAUUAUUGUUACCCCAAAUCGUACAGUACGUGUCCAUUUCGGGUCCCACAAUGUUUGUCUCAAAACGCUGACAUCGACACUUUCGUGGGGAUUACAAACAUAAAGGAAAGCUUUUUUAAUCAGCAAUGGUGAUGACACAUUGUACACGCUUCCAACAUCUUCUUCAACCCAAAUUACUCUUUUCUCAUUCUCGUGUUUUCCGUCAUCCUCAUAUCAGAGCUCGCACGCCCCUCAGAUCGAUUAUGGGUUCGUCUUCGUCUUUCUCCUCGAAGCUUCUCUUUCGUCAGCUCUUCGAGAAAGAGUCCUCGACUUACACUUAUCUUCUCGCCGACGUUUCACAUCCUGAUAAACCCGCUCUUUUAAUUGAUCCGGUGGACAAGACUGUUGAUAGAGACCUGAAACUAGUUAAUGAGCUAGGCUUAAAGCUUAUCUAUGCUAUGAACACUCAUGUUCAUGCUGAUCAUGUCACUGGAACUGGACUUCUUAAGAAAAAGGUUCCUGGUGUGAAAUCCGUCAUUUCGAAAGCUAGUGGUUCCAAAGCAGAUAUGUUUCUUGAACCUGGUGACAAAGUAACUAUCGGCGAUCUGUACCUUGAGGUUCGUGCUACACCAGGACAUACCGCAGGAUGUGUUACAUAUGUGACUGGAGAAGAAGCAGAUCAGCCCCAACCAAGAAUGGCUUUUACAGGAGAUGCUGUACUGAUCCGCGGUUGUGGGAGGACCGACUUUCAGGGUGGAAGCUCGGAUCAACUCUACGAGUCUGUACAUUCACAGAUAUUUACAUUGCCAAAGGACACACUGAUCUAUCCAGCUCAUGACUACAAAGGUUAUGAGGUAAGUACAGUUGGAGAAGAGAUGCAACACAACCCACGUUUAACUAAAGAUAAAGAAACAUUCAAAACCAUCAUGUCAAAUCUGAAUCUGGCGUAUCCGAAAAUGAUUGAUGUUGCAGUACCAGCAAACAUGGUAUGUGGAUUACAAGAGUAGCCUUCUCAAGCCCACUAAAACUUUCUACACAACUCUCUUUACACUCCAUUCUAUGUUUUAACAGAAGCCAAUAAAACUAUUCAGAGGUUGUUUGUCCAAUAAGAUCUGCAUUAGAUAAGAUCAUUAGAAGAAUGUGUAAGUUAGAUUGAACAUAUGGAAUUUGUAAUGAAGAUGAAAACAUAUUUGCGUGUUCAUC
This is a messenger RNA of Eutrema salsugineum, 1239 nucleotides long. RefSeq names its product persulfide dioxygenase ETHE1 homolog, mitochondrial. Lineage: Eukaryota; Viridiplantae; Streptophyta; Magnoliopsida; Brassicales; Brassicaceae. Gene Ontology annotation, biological process: glutathione metabolic process; hydrogen sulfide metabolic process. Gene Ontology annotation, molecular function: sulfur dioxygenase activity. The coding region runs from base 183 to 1043 and encodes 286 amino acids. The transcript is spliced from 8 exons. The record is from RefSeq and is a predicted model, not a curated record.